Molecule: messenger RNA, 2493 nt
Organism: Exserohilum turcica Et28A
Lineage: Eukaryota; Fungi; Ascomycota; Dothideomycetes; Pleosporales; Pleosporaceae
Exons: 4
Coding region: 1-2493 (830 amino acids)
Cellular component (GO): Ino80 complex
Source: RefSeq, a predicted model, not a curated record
AUGGACGACACGCCCGCCGCCGCACCUGCUGCCACCGCCGCUGCCGCCGCCGCUGCUGCCACUCCAGCGCAGCCCUCUCGCCCUGAAGAGCCGGAUUCACGAAACAGCUUACGGCACAUUCUGGCCGCCGACCCCCAGAUGGACGACUCCAAGCCCUCGCCCUCGCAGGGCACGACGCCUGUCCCCGACGAGAGCGAGGCUGGCGGUGAUGCGCCCGAGACGUCGAAGCCCGCCCCCGACCACGACCCGGCGCGCACAUACUACACGGCAACAACGACGACUACCCGCCGCAAUGCGAAUGGGAGCGUUUCGUCCGUCUACAGCGGCAACAAGAUCAAGCAUCUCAAAAAGGACGACGGUAUCCCGCUGUGGCGCAAGGACAUUCAGUACGACUUCCUCAAGCUCGUGUUCGAGGAUGACAAGCGCGUCUUCACCAAGCAAUCCGACUCGACCAGUGGCCAUACCUUUGCAGACAUCUAUCUGGAUGCCAUGGCAAAAAGCAGCAAGUGCAGCAAGAUCCUCAAAGACAAGCUGCUGACGGAGCGCCCGGCUGCAAUCAACAUGGCCAUGGUGUGCCUGCUGGUCAACGUCGGGCGCAUGAACACCACGCUCAACUUCUUCCCCGAAAUGCGCGCCCAACUACGAACCUACCACUCGAUUCCCUCGCUCCAGGCGCACCAAGACCCCAACGCCUACAAGCAGCUGCAAGAUGCGCCGCGCCUAAAAUCUAUCCUCAAGGGAGCUACCGAGGACCAAGAGCAACCCAGCACAAUUGAGGAAAUCAUGGCUGCCACCAUCCCCCGCACAAAUCCCGUAAACCUCAUCUUUGUCCUCUCCCAGUACGCCCCCAAAAUCUCGGAACUACACUUCUUCCCACCACGCGACUUCUUCGACCUAGUCAUGCGCUCCAACUUGAGCAGUAAGAGCAGAGCGACGGCUUUUCUGUGGCUCAUGUGGUGGUACCUCGAAAGCGACUUCACCAAGGAGGCUGCCGAGAACAACCCUUUUGGGGCUGGACAACCGGGGCCGGCGGAUGACCCAACUACAGCCGAAUUUCCCAUCAAGUGCCCACCGUUUGAAAUUCUGACGCCGGAGCAAGAGGCUUUGGAGAAUGUCGACACGGUCGACGAGCAGGCAUUUGGCGAAGUCAAGCGAAAGGAGAGAACGGCUAUCCUGGCGAGUGAUAUGGCGCCUGUGGUGACGGGCCCCAAACGCACCAACAAGAAGGUGGACGGUCCGAUCGUGUCAACAAGAUCUAACUGUGCUGUAGGAUUCAAUCAGAACCCAGUCUUUUCGAUAGCUGCCGAUGAUGGCGCCUCAACGCCUGGAAGGGACAGACAGUCGCCAUCACAUGGGUCUGCACGAGGACGUGGAAAGCUUGCAAAAUCCCUUAUGGAACGAGACUAUCCCUCAGAUACCGACCGUACGCGCUCAGCAUCUCCUCCUAACAGCGUCUACAACACGGCCAAGAAGAUGGCUACGCCUAACAUGCGCAUCAACACCCUUCUCAACGAAGACGGCCCGGCUUCAACCCCUGUACCCAAGGGUCCGGGUCGGGGGAACUGGUCCCGCAAUCGACAAUCCGGUAUAGGAGCCAGCGGCGGCCCGGCCGCCCGUAGUUUCAAAGCCAAACUUGAUGCGACUAAUUCACAAGAUGGCCAAUCGCCCUCAACAUCGGCGCCAACCUUCAACGGCCCCCACGGGUUCUAUCUCCCCUUGAACGGCUCUGACCCGUCGCAUAAGCGCACGCGGCCGCUGACUCAACACCAACUCGCCGUAGAGCAAUACCGCCGUCGCCGCGUCGACGUUAUCCUCGACCGCGGCAUCCGCAUCGAGUACAAGUCAGCCGCUAAGCGACGCCGCAAGGCCAACCCCUUUAUCCGCAGCUGGAUCCGAUGUAAAGGCAUGGCCGACGGCUACGACACCGAUGAAGAGACCUAUGCGCAAUUCGGCACCUCCAACGGUCUCAUCGACGCAGACUACACAGCCACAGGCGGUGGUGGCGGCACCAAAACACCACCUCCCAUGCCCUCUGGCCUGGUCCCCCUCGACUUCGGCGGCGAAGUCAACGACCACGGCGAGGAAUCCUAUUUCCGCGCCAAAAUGCUCAGUCGAGCUCUCCGCCGCCUCGAACGCUGGGAAGAAGGCAAAUCGGCGCCGCGUGCUCGCAGACCAAAAGCAGAAACCACAAAUGCCUCGGUUACCAGUGCCGGCGGCGCUACCACGGCUACGGCUACCGCGCCGAGACAGGCCGGGCUCGAGAGCGGCGACGAGGAAGAUGUAGAGGAUCUUAUGGAUGUUGAUGAGGCCGAGGAUGUAAGUGAUGAUGACACCGAAGAUGAGACGAUGCUUGAGGCUGCUGGUGCUGCUCCUGGUACUACUACUGCUGCUGCUGGUGCUACGGCUACGGCUACGCCUAUUCCUGCUGCUAAGGCUGGUGCGAGUGCAAAGUGGGAAGCGGGUGUUUUGCCCCCUUUACCUAGGAUGUCGUAG